ACUUCCUGUUGCUACCGGUCGGCCAGCGUGGCCGUGACCCACACAGCGGCAGCGGCGGUGGAGAGAGGCGGGCGACAGGCGAGAGGCGAAGUUGGCGACGAUGUUUGACGAGAAGAGCGUGGACGAGGUGGGCAGGGUGCUCGCGGACGAGUCGCAGCCGCUGAAGGCGCGCUUCAGGGCGAUCUUCACGCUCAGGGGGAUGGGCGGCGAGGCGGCGGUGCGCUGGCUCGCCUCGGCCCUGCGCGACCCCUCGGCCCUGCUGGGCCACGAGGCCGCCUUCUGCCUCGGCCAGACCGGCCACGCGGCCGCCAAGGCCCCGCUCGAGGAGCUUCUGCGGGACCGCGACGCGCGACCGAUCGUGCGGCACGAGGCGGGAGAGGCACUGGGAGCCAUCGGCACGCCGGACGUUCUUGACGUCCUCAGAGAGUUCUCCUCGGAUCCCGUGGUGGAGGUCGCAGAGACGUGCCAGCUGGCAGUGCGGCGCGUCGAGUGGCUGCAGCGGACGAGGGCGGCGGGCGGAGCGGAGGAGGAGCGGCUGGGCACGAGCACGUACGACACGGUGGACCCCGUCCCGGCAGCCGCCAGCAGCGACGUGAAGCAGCUGCGCUGCACCCUCCUGGACGACGGCGCCCCGCUGUACGAGCGCUACCGUGCCAUGUUCGCGCUGCGCAACGUCGCCAGCGACGAGGCCGUGCUGGCGCUCUCCGACGGCCUGUCGUGCGGAAGCGCCCUCUUCCGCCACGAGGUGGCCUUCGUCCUCGGCCAGAUGCAGCACCCGGCGAGCGUGCCGGCGCUGGCCUCCCGUCUGGCCGUCGCCGAGGAGAGCGGCAUGGUGCGGCACGAGUGCGCCGAGGCGCUGGGCUCGGUGGCGACGCCCGAGAGCCUGGAGAUCCUGCGCGCGUAUCGGGACGACCCAGAGCGCGUGGUGCGCGAAAGCGUGGAGGUGGCGCUCGACAUGUGGGAACACGAGGCCGCUGGCGAGUUUCAGUACGCCAACACGCACAGCCAGCUCAGCGCCGCUGCCGUCACCGCCGCUGGCAAAGCCGAUGGCCCCAGCGCUGCAGAGGAACUGCCGAACGGGAUUGGCGCCCAUUAGCGGCAACGUUGUCCGCAGUAGCGGCAGGGUCUACGGAAACGCCAAGAUUUCGUCGCGUGCUUCAUGUGUCCUGGUUGGAAAGUCUUAUUUAAUAGACUUCCCUGCACCUCCGAUUAGCACGGUUGGUUACGUACGGCGCGAAAUAAGUUCAAUAUGCAUGCUUGAUAAAAAGUGAUGCUAAGUACAUAUGAUGUUCAAGCCAUUUGUAUAGCACAGAAGCUAUCGUGAAGGUGCUUUGUUAAUACCUUGUAAGCUCUCAUUUGUGGUUGUACAUUUGCAGGUCUCGACCGUAUCCACAUUCUGCUGUCCAUGUUAAAUGUGCGUUGCCACACGUAUGAUGAGAUUGAGGUGGGAAAAUAAUCCUGGGAUGAUGCAGAGAGAUUCCGAGAGUAUCUGCACCGCUGCUCCAGAGUUUGUAAGCCCACAUGUUCGUAUAGUAGAUACUGGAUAUAAGCACACCCUUCGGGAGCAAGGCCGUGCUUAUAUCCAGAUUUGUGUGCUUUUUAGGAAGUUUUCCUUUGUCUUCAUUUGCCAGUGUAGUGCAAGCAUGCGUUGUUUUUAUCAGUACUGUGCUAUCCAGCUUGUACUGUGGUCUCUGCUAUUUUAUCAACGGAGCCCUGCGAAGUGGUUUAAUUAUUUUCCACGCAUGCUUCCCAUGGGUUUUGCAUAAUAAAUAUUGUCAUGGAACGUC
Molecule: messenger RNA, 1787 nt
Organism: Lethenteron reissneri (Far Eastern brook lamprey)
Lineage: Eukaryota; Metazoa; Chordata; Hyperoartia; Petromyzontiformes; Petromyzontidae
Gene: DOHH
Product: deoxyhypusine hydroxylase
Biological process (GO): peptidyl-hypusine biosynthetic process
Molecular function (GO): deoxyhypusine monooxygenase activity
Source: RefSeq, a predicted model, not a curated record